Andrographis paniculata is the source of this 1176-nucleotide messenger RNA. RefSeq names its product purine permease 21-like. Gene Ontology annotation, cellular component: membrane. NCBI's taxonomy places the organism in Eukaryota, Viridiplantae, Streptophyta, Magnoliopsida, Lamiales, Acanthaceae. The transcript is spliced from 2 exons. The record is from RefSeq and is a predicted model, not a curated record. The coding region runs from base 1 to 1176 and encodes 391 amino acids. Gene Ontology annotation, molecular function: purine nucleoside transmembrane transporter activity.
AUGGGAGAAAUCGAAGAACCAGAAUUGGGAUGGAUAGCUGAGGAAUCCCAAGCUGAAACACCUACCGCAGCUGCCUACAUUCCCGACCGGGACCGAUCAAAACCGAAGACGUCGUGGGCUCUGAUGCUCGUCUAUGCGUCGCUCAUCCUUGCCGGGCAGUCCUCCGCUACACUUCUGGGAAGACUUUAUUACAACGACGGUGGAAACACCGCCCUGCUGCAGGCGCUGCUCGAGAAUGUUGGAUCACCGAUGCUUAUCCCGUUCGCGUUGAUUCUGUUGUUGAAGAACCCGUCUGGAGACGACGGGGCGAGGUUGUCGAGCGAUAAUUUGAUGGUGAGAGGUGGUGUUUAUGUUUUUCUCGGCGUUUCUCAAGCUGGAAGUAGCGUGCUGUAUUCGAUUGGCCUCAAGAAUCUCCCGGUUUCAACGUUCGCAUUGAUCAACACGUCGCAGUUGGGAUUCAACGCGUUCUUCGCGGUGCUCCUCAACGCGCAAAAGGUCACCCCUCCGAUACUCAACUCGUUGUUCCUCGUGACGAUCUCGUCGAUCCUCCUCGUGUUCCAUAACAGCUCGAGAAGCAACGCGGACGGCGACGUGAAAAGAAAGCAUUUCGCGACAGGAUUUUCGUGCACGCUGAUCGCAUCCGCUCUGUCGUCGCUCACUAUGUCGAUGACGCAGCUGGCCUUCAACAGAGUGUUUAAAAGACAGAACUUUUACACUGUCUUGAAUUUGAUCGUAUGCCAGGAGCUCGUUGCGACUAGUGUUGUCGCCAUCCUGCUGUUCGUCACUGGCGAAUGGCGCGACUUGAGCAACGAGACGGAGAAUUUCGAGCUCGGGAAAGACGUUUACGUAACCGUGCUGGCGUCGAUCGCAGUUUCUUGGCAGAUGUUCUCCGUCGGAGCUGUGGGAUUGAUCGUCGAAGUCUCUUCGUUGUUCUCCAACGUCAUUAGUACCGUUGGCUUGCCCGUCGUCCCGAUUCUCGCCGCAGUCUUCUUCCACGAGAGCUUGGAUGCGAUCAAGGUGAUUUCAAUGGUGCUUGCAGUUUGGGGAUUUGGUUCAUACGUUUAUCACCAUUAUCUGAAUGAAUGUAAGAUCGAAAUUGCCGGCGAAAGCCGCGUCGUUGUCGAAAAAUCUUGUAUGGCUAAGAGCUUCAUCAGCCAAGGGUCUCAAUACAAUUAG